CGUCCCGAGGCCGACCCCCACCCGACGGCCGCGACCCCGCAGGCCCAGCUGCCCAGAGGACGAGGUCCCCCGACGGCGGAGGCGCCCGCGGGUCCCCGACAGCGACCAUUAGGCGGGAGCCGCCCCUGGCCGGGCCGCGGCCGUUCGGGCUUCCCGGAAGCGCGGCGCGCGGGUGGCACCACGGAGCAUCCCCCCGCGGCGGGAGCCACGGGGGCUACGCGGGGGCCGAGGCCCCUGAGUGCCAGUGGUGGUGUUGUCCCUUGUCACCUGGAACCCCAUGCAGCUGGAAGCCAGGCCUAGCGGGGCUGGGGCCCGCACCUGAUUCCUGCCCCUGCGGUCACAGCGCCCGGAGGGGGCGGGGCCCACGGUGAUGUUCGCGUCCACCGAGUGCAAGGCGGAGGUGACGCCCUCGCAGCACGGCAACCGCACGUUCAGCUACACGCUGGAGGACCACACCAAGCAGGCGUUCGGCAUCAUGAACGAGCUGCGCCUCAGCCAGCAGCUGUGCGACGUCACGCUGCAGGUGAAGUACGAGGACGUGCCGGCCGCCCAGUUCAUGGCCCACAAGGUGGUGCUGGCCUCCUCCAGCCCCGUCUUCAAGGCCAUGUUCACCAACGGGCUGCGCGAGCAGGGCAUGGAGGUGGUGUCCAUCGAGGGCAUCCACCCCACGGUCAUGGAGCGCCUCAUCGAGUUCGCCUACACUGCCUCCAUCUCCAUGGGCGAGAAGUGCGUGCUGCACGUGAUGAACGGCGCCGUCAUGUACCAGAUCGACAGCGUCGUGCGCGCCUGCAGCGACUUCCUGGUGCAGCAGCUGGACCCCAGCAACGCCAUCGGCAUCGCCAACUUCGCCGAGCAGAUCGGCUGCGCGGAGCUGCACCAGCGCGCGCGCGAGUAUAUCUACAUGCACUUUGGGGAGGUGGCCAAGCAGGAGGAGUUCUUCAACCUGUCGCACUGCCAGCUGGUGACGCUCAUCAGCCGGGACGACCUGAACGUGCGCUGCGAGUCCGAGGUCUUCCACGCCUGCAUCGACUGGGUCAAGUACGACUGCGCGCAGCGGCGCUUCUACGUGCAGGCGCUGCUGCGGGCCGUGCGCUGCCACGCGCUGCCGCCGCGCUUCCUGCAGCUGCAGCUGCAGAAGUGCGAGAUCCUGCGCGCCGACGCGCGCUGCCAGGACUACCUGGCGCAGGUGUUCCAGGAGCUCACGCUGCACAAGCCCGCGCCCGCGCUGCCCUGCCGCGCGCCCAAGGUCGGCCGCCUCAUCUACACGGCCGGCGGCUACUACCGCCAGUCGCUCAGCUACCUGGAGGCCUACAACCCGAGCGACGGCACGUGGCUGCGCCUGGCCGACCUGCAGGUGCCGCGCAGCGGGCUGGCGGGCUGCGUGGUGGGCGGGCUGCUGUACGCCGUGGGCGGCCGCAACAACUCCCCCGACGGCAACACCGACUCGAGCGCGCUGGACUGCUACAACCCCAUGACCAACCAGUGGUCGCCGUGCGCGCCCAUGAGCGUGCCGCGCAACCGCAUCGGGGUGGGCGUCAUCGACGGGCACAUCUACGCCAUCGGGGGCUCACACGGCUGCAUCCACCACAACAGCGCCGAGAGGUAUGAGCCAGAGCGGGACGAGUGGCACUUGGUGGCCCCGAUGCUGACGAGGAGGAUUGGGGUGGGCGUGGCCGUCCACAACCGGCUGCUCUACGCCGUCGGGGGCUUCGACGGCACGAACCGCCUCAACUCGGCCGAGUGUUACUACCCGGAGAGGAACGAGUGGCGAAUGAUCACACCCAUGAACACCAUCCGGAGCGGGGCAGGAGUCUGCGUCCUGCACAACUGUAUCUAUGCGGCGGGGGGCUACAACGGCCAGGACCAGCUGAACAGCGUGGAGCGCUACGACGUGGAGACGGAGGUGUGGACGUUCGUGGCCCCCAUGAAACACCGGCGCAGCGCCCUGGGCAUCACCGUGCACCAAGGCAGGAUCUACGUCCUCGGCGGCUACGACGGCCACACGUUCCUGGACAGCGUGGAGUGUUACGACCCGGACGCAGACGCCUGGAGCGAGGUGACCCGCAUGACGUCGGGCCGCAGUGGGGUGGGCGUCGCGGUGACCAUGGAGCCGUGCCGGAAGCAGAUCGACCAGCAGAACUGUACCUGUUGAACCGCCUCGGUUCCUCGGGCCAAGAGGGGCCGCUGGAGAGGAUGGUCCUUUUUAUACAAAAACAGGGACAAGAGAAAAGGCGACAGAGUGGACGCUGUCCCCGGGAUGGGAGGCUGGGUGCCUCUGCGUCCCGUGACGACUCCAAAGGAAAGAAGCCCAGAUUGGGGCCCACGCGCUGCCACAGGGUUCCGGGAACGUCCAGGACGGCCUGCCUGGCUCCCGGGACAGGCCCCCGCUCCCGCCACCCCCAGACUCCGCCAGGGUCCCGCGCCAGCAGCCGCCACCUCCCUUUGGGCUGAAAGCGGGCCCCGAGCUCCGGCUGGUUUUGCUCCCGGGCCUUGUGAUGGGUCCUGGAGGCCUGGCCGGGAGCCACCUGAGGCUCCUCUGGAGGUGCGGACCCGGGAGGGCCCGUCCGUAGAAACCUCUGGAUCUCUCUGCCCUGGACGGUCGUCCUGUUGAUAAGUAACCCUGUAACUUUCCAAUGAAAAUAAAGAACAACUAACUAGUGUCUUCCACCGGG
Molecule: messenger RNA, 2672 nt
Organism: Equus quagga
Lineage: Eukaryota; Metazoa; Chordata; Mammalia; Perissodactyla; Equidae
Gene: KEAP1
Product: kelch like ECH associated protein 1
Exons: 6
Coding region: 371-2152 (593 amino acids)
Molecular function (GO): transcription factor binding
Source: RefSeq, a predicted model, not a curated record